Molecule: messenger RNA, 2037 nt
Organism: Myripristis murdjan (pinecone soldierfish)
Lineage: Eukaryota; Metazoa; Chordata; Actinopteri; Holocentriformes; Holocentridae
Gene: ccn1
Product: cellular communication network factor 1
Exons: 5
Coding region: 201-1325 (374 amino acids)
Biological process (GO): positive regulation of cell migration; cell adhesion; signal transduction
Cellular component (GO): extracellular region
Molecular function (GO): heparin binding; integrin binding
Source: RefSeq, a predicted model, not a curated record
CCGCUUUACCAGGAGCUUCAACAGCUACUCUAGAGGAGCCUCUUAUUACUAGAGACUACUACCAGACAAAUCUAGAGAGACAGACGACUGACUGGGGAAAAACACUUAAGGAUUCUCCCGAAGACAGACUACCUACUUUUCAGAAAAUCUAACUGGGACCAGGAUUCCUCUUGAAUACGCACAAGAAAAAUAUAUCCAUCAUGCUGAUGCUUACUGUUCUCGUUAUCUUCAUUGGAAGUUUCAACUUGGUCUUCUCGUCCUCCUCCUCUUGCCCCUCCGUGUGUGAGUGUCCGCUGGAGAUGCCCAAGUGCGCACCCGGUGUGAGCGUCGUCCUGGACGGCUGCGGCUGCUGCAAAGUCUGCGCCAGGCAGCUCAACGAGGACUGCAGCCUGACUGAGCCUUGUGACCACACGAAAGGGCUGGAGUGUAAUUUUGGGGCCAGCUUCGCUGCUACUACCCGUGGCAUCUGCCGAGCCAAGUCGGAAGGCAGACCCUGCGAGUACAACAGCAGGAUCUACCAGAAUGGAGAGAGCUUCCAACCCAACUGUAAACACCAGUGCACGUGCAUCGAUGGGGCGGUGGGAUGUGUCCCGCUGUGCCCACAGGAGCUCUCCCUACCCAAUCUGGGCUGCGCCAACCCCAGACUGGUCAAGGUAGCAGGCCAGUGCUGCGAAGAGUGGGUGUGCGAUGAUGGCAAGGAGACAGACAUCCUGGAGAAGCUCUUUGGCAAAGACACAGUCACAGACGAGUCAGAAAGAGACCUCACCAACAGGAACGAGCUCAUCGCCAUUGUCAAGGGCGGGCUCAAGUCUCUACCUGCAUUCAGAGUGCAGCCUGAGGGCCACAUGUUUGACAACCAGAAGUGCAUUGUCCAAACCACGCCCUGGUCCCAGUGCUCCAAGACUUGUGGAACAGGCAUCUCGACCAGAGUCACCAACAACAACAGCGAGUGCAAGCUGGUCAGAGAGACGAGAAUCUGUGAAGUGCGGCCAUGCACCCAGUCACCUUACUCCAGUCUGAAGAAAGGAAAGAAGUGCAGCAGAACCAAGAGGUCCAGCCAGCCAAUCAAGUUCACCUACGCCGGCUGCUCCAGCCUGAAGAAGUACAGGCCCAAGUACUGCGGGGCCUGUGUGGAUGGGCGCUGCUGCACCCCCCAUGACACCAGAACCAUCCGCGUCAAGUUCCGCUGCGAGGAUGGCGAGACCUUCAACAAGAACGUCAUGAUGAUCAAGUCCUGCAAGUGCACCUACAACUGUCCCCAUGCCAACGAAGCCUCUUACCCCUUCUACCGCCUCUCCAAUGACAUCCACAAGUUCAGAGACUGAGUCUGAUUGGCUAAGAAUGACCCAGCCCCUAAGUGAGAGAGAGAGAAUAAGAAAUAAGCAACAUUGGCAGCCAGUGGCAGUCCAUCUGAAUGCAGGGGUGUAAAGUGACCGCCGAUCAACUACCAACUCCUUGUUGUAACAAGAUUCCCAAGGAAUUGUGGGCUUACAUCAUGAGGACUUAAUGAAGUGCACUGUUUGCUGUGACUACAUCAGCAUUCUUAACUACGAAUCGCUUCAUAUUAAUGGAGCAUCCUAGGUAGCUUCGUUAUGGAGCAACAUGUAAUUAAUAUUUGUAAAUGUAUGUUAGUCGUUGAUAUCAAUUCGCUGUGUAUAUUUUGAUCGUUAACAUCAGACAUGACCCAAACUGUAGACUUGUGUGUGUAUAUGUAGGUAUACACAUGCGCAACUUUAAGUAGUAUACCACCCUGUAUCCUAAGAACAAGACACCAAAUGUAACCUCUCAACUUGUUUAACAAGUGUGUGGUUUCAUUCCUUCCUGACGUGGGCAUUAGUGUUCAUGUUUUGUGGCAGCUAUUGAAAUCCCUUUAUCAAAAAGACAAAGCGAAACAUGUCAAAGAAUGAAUGAAUGUUUUUAUUAUUAUUAAUAUUAUUUAUCAAGAAAUGUAGCUACUUUAUUUGGAUAUUAUGUGUUAUACUGGAAUAAACUGUAAAAUGAUUUAAUUUUAUAUGUUACAAAUAAAACUGAUUUAUU